GCAAAAGGCAGGCACUAAAGACUUUCACCCCAACUCACUCCUUGUGUCACUUACUUUACUUUUCAUCAUUAUGACCUCACUGGCAUUUCAUUGACAGAUUUUUAAUAUUUUGUUUCAAGUGAUAUGGCUCCACAAGAGCUUUAUUGAGUUUUUUUUCCCUCCUCAAAACACAGCAACUAAACAAAAAAAGCAAAGAUUUCUUUUUCUUUCUUUCUUUCUUUUUUUUUUUAAAGAACAAGUGAGCAGAGAAUCCGUCACAAUGGCGCUGGACACCGAUUUUGGUGUGAAGGGCAGCAGCAUCAUCAGGGAGUGGAGCGGACAGGUCCAGCCUGCUCUGGUCGCCUCCUUCGUUUUCCUCUUCUGCCUGGAAGCCUGUCUGUGGGUCAGGAACCUCCGACAGAAGAGAAGACUGCCGGGACCCUUCGCCUGGCCCGUGGUGGGCAACGCCAUGCAGCUGGGCCAGAUGCCUCACAUCACCUUCGCACGGCUGGCCAAAAAGUACGGCAACGUGUACCAGAUACGACUGGGCUGCAGUGAUAUUGUGGUCCUGAAUGGAGACAGGGCGAUACGUGAGGCUCUGAUACAGCACAGCACAGAGUUUGCAGGCAGACCAAACUUUGUCUCUUUCCAGAUGGUCUCUGGAGGCAGGAGUAUGACAUUUACUAAUUAUGGCAAACAGUGGAAAGCGCAUAGGAAAGUAGCCCAAUCCAGCCUCAGAGCCUUUUCCUCUGCUAACAGUCAGACCAAAAAAGCCUUUGAGCAACACAUUACAGCCGAGGCCAUGGACCUGGUGCGGUCAUUUUUGCGCCAGAGCGCUGAUGGACGGUAUUUUGACCCUGCUUACGAGUUUACAGUAGCCGCUGCUAACAUCAUGUGCGCUCUGUGCUUCGGGAGGCGAUACGGACACGACGACCUGGAGUUCAGGACCCUGCUCAAAAAGUUGCAAAAGUUCGGAGAGACAGUGGGGGCAGGUAGCUUGGUCGAUGUCAUGCCCUGGCUUCAGUCCUUCCCCAACCCGGUCCGCAGUGUCUAUGAAAACUUCAAAAACCUCAACGAGGAGUUCUUUGCCUUCGUGAAAGAUAAAGUGGUGCAGCACAGGGAAUCCUUCAACCCAGAGGUGACCCGGGACAUGAGCGACGCCAUCAUCAAUGUCAUUGAGCACGGGAAGGACAGCAGGCUGAGCAAAGAGUUCGUCGAAGCGACCGUCACAGAUCUAAUCGGGGCAGGUCAAGACACAGUAUCGACUGUCAUGCAGUGGAUCAUGCUGCUGCUGGCCAAACACCCAGAGAAGCAAGCCAAACUGCAAGAGCUCAUGGACAAAGUAGUGGGCCGAGACAGACUCCCGUCCAUCGAGGACAGAAGCAGCCUGGCGUACCUGGACGCUUUCAUCUACGAGACCAUGCGCUUCACCAGCUUCGUCCCCGUCACCAUCCCACACUCCACAACGUCAGACGUCACCAUCGAAGGUCUCCACAUCCCCAAAGACACCGUGGUCUUCAUCAAUCAGUGGUCCGUCAACCACGACCCUCUGAAGUGGAAGGAUCCGCACAUCUUUGACCCCUCGCGCUUCCUGGAUGAAAACGGGGCCCUCGAUAAGGACAUAACCAACAACGUGAUGAUCUUCUCAUCGGGGAAGAGGCGCUGCAUCGGCAACCAGAUCGCCAAGGUGGAGGUGUUUUUAUUCACGGCCAUCUUGCUGCACCAGUGCAGCUUUGAGAGCGACCCCUCAGAGCCCCUCACUCUGGACUGCUCCUACGGGCUCACGCUGAAGCCCCUCCGAUGCUGCGUCAGCGCCCGGCUCAGGGGGAAGCUGCUCGGCUUAGUGUCCCCAGCAUGAACAGCAUGUCCCAAUACUGUGUGACUCAAGGCCAGCAAACACUUUUCCACCAAUGAUGUGUAACAGUGAGUAUCAACAUACAGCACCUGCACUAAAUUCUACGGUUGUUCGUCAUAUUUAAUAAUGAUAUUUAAUGGCUAUCUUAACACAAACUGAAUAUUAAGUAUUGUUGGUGCAGGGCUGAGAGUAUGUUUUACAUUAGCUACAGGCUGAAUUCAAGGUUGCUGGGAUCAGGGCAAAAUGUAUUAGAUUUCUGCUUCACAAGAUACUUUAUACUUGAUCAGAUUUUGUACAUGAUUCUGAGCUGUGUGCAUGUUUCACAUCCACUAUUGAGCAUGUACUUGUACGUUGUGCGUGAAGGAAUUAGCUCCUUUUCUUUUAAUGUCAAUUUAAACUAAUAUAACUGUGUAAUAAGUGCUUGUGAAUGUUAUAAAAAGGUCACGUGAUGACUCAUUGUUUUCGACUGUAAUAUGUAAGAAUAUAUUUAACCUUUGCCACAUAAAAGCAGUUACAAAAUAUUUUUUUAUACUUUCAUAUUUCAGGUAUGACAAUAAGCAUCAUGAAACUUAAUGUAUUUCACUAUCUACUGUACUCAAAGCGUAUGAACACAUUAAAGAAAGAUGGCUGAUCAAAGUGUUUUUUGGAAAAAAGAAAGAUAGAUAGAAAGAAAGAAAGGCUGGCAUGUUUGCGAAGGAGGAACUCUUUCAUCAAGGAACACGCAUCUUAACGCUGGAGGAUGAAGGAGAGACUUUGCCAUGAACCAUGAAGACUUCACAAACUUUUACGCAUCCAGGUUUUACUGUACGGGCACUGCCAAACACACGUCACACUAGUUCAACAACAACAACAAUAUGAAAAAUAAAAAUAAAGACACGUGCAGCAGAUAUCUGUCACUCACUGAAUUAUCGUCACAAACAUGUUUACAAAGCAACCUCUUCAAAGUUACGCGAAUGUCACUGCGCUCUCUUUAAGCCUCUGCAUUCAGGAAUUGAUGUUAGAGCACCCAAGGGACGUGUCACUCUGCUCCGUCUGUGUCACAGCAACAAGUACACAAUUUAAAAAAAAAAUAGAAAAGAAAGACAACAGCGGAGUCGGUCUUGAAUGUUUGAGCAUUCAUCGUGGAAGAUGUUUUGUUAUCAAUGUGUUGGCUUUACAUGAUGGAAAAAUAAGCUAUAUCUGAAAUGAAUAAAGUGAAUUGUCAGUGG
Acanthopagrus latus (yellowfin seabream) is the source of this 3042-nucleotide messenger RNA. Its product is annotated as cytochrome P450 1B1-like. The transcript has a single exon. The record is from RefSeq and is a predicted model, not a curated record. Gene Ontology annotation, molecular function: iron ion binding; heme binding; steroid 17-alpha-monooxygenase activity. Bases 260 to 1837 code for a protein of 525 amino acids. Gene Ontology annotation, biological process: hormone biosynthetic process; progesterone metabolic process. NCBI's taxonomy places the organism in Eukaryota, Metazoa, Chordata, Actinopteri, Spariformes, Sparidae.